CAAGAUGUCAGCGCCCAUGACAUGUAAUGAAUUUUUUUAGUACUUUCUCAUUUUCUAAGCAUUUAAAAGACUUAUGUGCAUACGAAACAAGUUUGAUUAAUAUCUCACUAUAGUUUAAUUCCAUAUAGUCCAUUAGAAGUUGUCAAAAUGAGUACAGCCAGAGGAAACAGUAAAAAAUCUGGACCUCCAAAACAUCAAAAUAAAUCUGCCUACAGAAACGACAUGCAUUCUAAAAGCAAACAGUUAGCAGCCUUAAACAAUAUGAAAAUGACAGAAUUAUGUCCAAGAUGUGCAGAAGUAAUUGAAUGGAAGAUAAAAUUCAAAAAAUACAAGGCCUUGACAACUGCAAAGAAGUGCACCAAAUGCCUCAUACAAAAGACAGUGAAGAGGGCAUACCACAUCAUCUGUGACAGUUGUGCAAGGAAAGAUAGUGUCUGUGCUAAAUGUGGAGAGAAGACAGGAAACAUAGAGCAGGGAGGUCCAUCAACAUCUGAGCAACAAGCACUCGAUGAGGAAUUUCAAGCAGAACUAAGGAUGCUUCCAGAGCGUAAAAGACGGACAUAUCUGAGAUUACAAGCACAAGGCAAGCUGACGGGGGAGGCAAUAGCUAAAAUAAAAGACUUAGAUCUUACAGAUGAUUCUGAAGAUAAAAUUGAGGAUUUUGAGGAUAGUGAAGAGGACAUUGAGAAUGAGGAUCAAGACACUUGAAUUAUUUAUAUUAUUUGUAUAAAUAUUGCUUAUGAAAUACAAUGCAGUACAGAUACACAAAUCUAGCUUCUGU
Molecule: messenger RNA, 781 nt
Organism: Owenia fusiformis
Lineage: Eukaryota; Metazoa; Annelida; Polychaeta; Sabellida; Oweniidae
Source: the annotation of a GenBank genome assembly